AUGAAGCUCUUCGCCUUCACCGCCCUCUUCCUCGGCACCGUCAUGGCUGCCCCCACCAACGACCACGGCAGCUACAACGCGUGCCCCAACGGCCUCUACUCGGUCGAGCAGUGCUGCGCCACUGACGUCCUGGGCGUCGCGAACCUCGACUGCACGUCCCCCGACGAGUAUCCCCGAGACGCCCGGAACUUCCGCGACGUUUGCUCGGCCGAGGGCAAGUUCGCCCGCUGCUGCGUCCUUCCCGUGCUCGGCCAGGGCGUCCUUUGCGUCAAGGCCCCUGGCACCUAA
Purpureocillium lilacinum is the source of this 288-nucleotide messenger RNA. RefSeq names its product fungal hydrophobin. The record is from RefSeq and is a predicted model, not a curated record. NCBI's taxonomy places the organism in Eukaryota, Fungi, Ascomycota, Sordariomycetes, Hypocreales, Ophiocordycipitaceae. Gene Ontology annotation, cellular component: extracellular region.